Messenger RNA from Penicillium malachiteum, 2865 nucleotides. RefSeq lists its product as uncharacterized. NCBI's taxonomy places the organism in Eukaryota, Fungi, Ascomycota, Eurotiomycetes, Eurotiales, Aspergillaceae. The record is from RefSeq and is a predicted model, not a curated record. Gene Ontology annotation, molecular function: protein binding. The transcript has a single exon. The coding region runs from base 1 to 2865 and encodes 954 amino acids.
AUGACUUUGGAGAAAAGAACUUUGACUGUUCCAACGGAGGACCCAAAUAAGAGACCAAAGACGACAUCAAAGACCCCACGAAAAAUCGACAAAGCCUUCCUCCCUCUUCCACCCAUAGAAGCUGUCAUACCCGAUCGAGGCGUCCCAAAACCUGAUAUCUUCGAUGAAGUACCCUUAGGACCUUAUGUAUCAAGCGCAGAUGCAAAGCUAGCCUACAAAGUUUGGAGUCUGCCAGAUCAGGCUCUUGGAGAGGCAUGGAAAGGAAAGGAAGACCGGCCGUAUUGUGAAGACCCGACUGAUAGUGUGACUCAUGCAUUAUCACACAAUGUUUACGAGCACUUGAUGACCAAUCCACUACUCCCCAUAUCGCGAGAAGAUGCAUCUGGCAGUUUUGAGGCCGACGGGCUAAAUAGAGAUUGGAAUGCCUCUCUCAUCAUCGAUGAGUUCAGAGACAGUCUUCUCCAGGAGAGUUCUAUUCGUGAUAUCUCACUCUGGAGCAAAAAGGCCAUUCGAAAACUUUUGAAAAGUCGAGAUUUAACCGUUUCCGGGGAUGAGCAUCAGGAUGACUUGAUAAAACGAGCUCAGCAAGACGAGCUAGAAAAGCACUGUGGAAUAGUGCCUCUGAGUGAUCUUGAGCACUGGAGCAUUAAACGCCCCCAGAAAUACGCUGUCCAGCCCUAUGGAAACGAACACAUGUCAACACUUUCUAUGUAUACCUUCGCUAUUCACCUAAGCCCCUACAACCCUACCUAUUGGGUUUCUCGUGCCUACUGUCAUUACCAGCAAGCAUAUCUUGAUCUAGCUCUGGGAGAUGCAUACCGUGCAAAAGUCCUCUGUGAUGUUCUAGUUAAAGCAAGCGAGCGAAGUCGACGAGUAGGUCUCUACCCAAAAAUGUGGCAUGCAAUAGAGCAGCACCUCCUCGCCAAACCACGGGGAGACAAUAUACUGAAACCCGAGAUUCAACAACUGAGAGAAAAAGGUCCAGUAUAUUUUAUUAACUGCCUCACGAAGGCCCUCGAUAACAUCAUAGUUUUGAGUCUAGCAGGACUAGGUUGUUGGCACGAUUUAGAUCCUAAAUACAGCAACCUCGGCUCGACUUCCAUUCUGCAUACACAAGAUCGAGAUGGCCGAGUACCACGACUUCGAAAGGAGGUUUUAGCGAUAGUGGAACAAAAACAUAAGAUGCAAAUCAGAAAUAACCUUGAGCUAUUUUGGCACGAGCGUUUCACUGGACGUUUAUUGGCUGAUCGAGUAUAUCCGUAUGAACCAACUGAUGUGGAUCUUGGUAAGCCAGAUUUCGUGAAAACCAUCAACCGGAAUAUCUUCCAGGACAAAAAUGAUCCUGGUGACUUUAAAAAAGUAUGUCGGGUCGAAAAGCUGGAAGAUUCAAGUGGUGGUCCUAUUGGGGUAUUCGCCAAGAGCAAUAUAAAAGCUGGUCAGCUAGUUUAUUAUGAAGAGCCAACAAUACGGGGCCAUCUUCGACCUCGUCGAAUGGAAAGAGAUGAGACAGCUGGAAAGGAAGAUCCAAAAUGUGAUAAUUGCCAGCGAGCUAUGAGUCGGAUCGAGAAGUUUGAAUCACCAUGUGCCUGUUGCCAGGAUAUAGGCAAGCCUAGUCCCGAUGAUCGAAAUUUCUGCCGUCGAUCGAAGGAAAAGCAGUCAGCGAGCUGUAAAGAACUUGCAAGCCAAAUACAUCACUUCAGCAGCUGUGGUAAAGACUGGUCAUGGUUGCACAAUGCUAUAAGACCCAUCAUCAAGGAAUGGAAAGGAGAGGAGUACGUACUUCAAUGCAAUGAUGUGCAUGGCACGAUGCAUAGUCUUCUUCUGCGGAACAUAUUCGAGAUCACACUGCAUCGUCGCGAUAACAACCCUAAUCUAUCCCCAUUGGAAAUAAACGAGCUGCUUGUACUUGAUGAUGAGCGUGAAUGCAAGAAAGGCUACUUCCCGUUCUCAUACAUCGGUAACAUCACCGUCCCAUUUGACAUCCUGACAUCUUUGGGCGUCGAUAUCUUUCGUGAUUUCUCGUGCGACACGUGGGUAAUUCAAAGAAUCUUGCAGAAGCUUCUUAUCUAUGCUGUUCCCUGGGAUCCAGAGCGUUGUGAUCAAGCAUCUGAAUUUGUACCUGGAGAUAUAGACAAGACUCCCGAGCAUCCUGACAGGCAAGAUGAGAGAAUCCAAGAGGGGAGGUCAUUCAAAAAAUGGGACCCAUCGUUCAUGAAUUUGCACCUUUUCCCAGGACUCAGCAUGUUCCGUCAAGUUGUCUCCGAGAACGCCAGCUGGGGCUAUAGCACCAAAGUCCCUAACCGUGUCAUGAUAUGGGCAAUCAAAGAUAUAAAAAAGGGAGAGGAAAUCGCCAUCCGGAAUCAACAUCACAGUUUCGGUACAUCGGAGAAGAAAUUUGGUCCCACUCCCACGACGCGUAUUAAGCAAGGGAUCAAGUACAGUCGAUCGGGCACACCUGGGGUUAAACCGACUCAUAAGAGGGACUCUGAGUACGCCACAGUGGAUGACAUUCGACUCUCUUUUAAACGCGACGUCCCAGACUCUAAUCCUGUAACUGGUUAUCAGCGUGAUAGAGAGACUGAGCCACGCCACUUCCCUCGUGGACAUGCCCAUGCCCACCCUGAUGUCGAGGAGUGGUUGCAGGAUCUGCUUGAUCUUAAGGUAGAAUCAGGAGAUACGGAAACACUCACGGAAGAUAUCACGGAGGAAGAAUGGCUGGAAUUGAAACAAUUGGGGUUGAAGAAUUAUCGAGAUAAGCAGAGAGCGAAUAUUGAUUUCCUGCGAUCGGAGGUACUAAGUGAAGACCAGAUGAUAGAUGAAGGGGCAGAUCUAAUUAAGCAUUUCAAGCUGCCCAACGAGUCAUGA